AUGAUUCUGAUGAGCUUCUCGGCUGAGCAAAACGCCUGUGUUGAUCAGCGGGAAGAGAUCAGCCAGAUCUUCGAUCUUUCCACUCGUUAUCGAGAGCGAAGCAACGUUGAAUUCAGUCGUUGUUCUAGACCAUGGAAAUCAGGUUGCUGA
Molecule: messenger RNA, 150 nt
Organism: Colletotrichum tamarilloi
Lineage: Eukaryota; Fungi; Ascomycota; Sordariomycetes; Glomerellales; Glomerellaceae
Exons: 2
Coding region: 1-150 (49 amino acids)
Source: RefSeq, a predicted model, not a curated record